Prunus armeniaca (apricot) is the source of this 780-nucleotide messenger RNA. Lineage: Eukaryota; Viridiplantae; Streptophyta; Magnoliopsida; Rosales; Rosaceae. The record is from the annotation of a GenBank genome assembly.
AUGACUGACUUGGGCCUACUUCAUCAUUUUCUUGGCAUGGGAGUUAUUCAAUCUGAGUCUAGUAUAUUUCUACACCAAAAGAAGUAUGCUAGCACCUUAUUGAACAAAUUUGGUUUGAUUGAAUGCAAAUCUGUGUCAACACCUCUUGUUGCCACUGAGAAACUAGCUAAGGAUGAUGGAAGUGGAGCUGCAAAUGAAGAACACUACAGAAGCAUUGUUGGUAGUUUGCUGUACUUAACUGCUACAAGACCAGACAUCAUGUAUGCCUCAAGUCUGCUAGCUAGAUUCAUGCACUGUCCUACAAACAGGCAUUAUGGAACAGCUAAACGUGUCUUGAGAUAUGUGAAGGGAACUCUAGAUUAUGGCUUAGAGUAUGUGAAAGGCAGGAAGUCAAUUCUGAUCGGCUACUGUGACAGUGAUUGGGGAGGAUCAGUUGGUGAUUGCAAGAGCACAUCGGGGUAUGCUUUUACUUUUGGAAGUGGAGUGUUUUCUUGGGCCUCAGUGAAACAGAACUGUGUUGCACUGUCCACUGCAGAAGCUGAGUACAUCAGUGUAGCUGAAGCCACUACUCAGGCCAUUUGGCUUCGAUUUGUUCUAGAGGAUUUUGGAGAGCUUCAAACUGAAGCUACUCCAUUGCAUUGUGAUAACAUCUCAGCAAUAGCAAUCACUAAGAAUCCUGUAUUCCAUCAGAAGACAAAGCACAUUGACAGGAGAUACCAUUUCAUAAAGGAUGCUUUGCAAGAAGGAGUUAUUAAUCUGGAAUAUUGUCCCCACGAAUGA